UCCGCGCUUUGAAAUCUGAAAGCAGCGCCCGCCGGCGUUGGUCCUUCAAAGAGACGCCCGCGACUCGGGCCACGCGUAGCAGGGGGCAGUGUCUCGGCGUUCUUUUUUUCAUAUUUUUUGUCGUAAAAUAGUUCUUAAAACAUUUUCUAAAGCAAUAUUAAAAUUACAUUUGGUACAAAGUUACGAACAAUUGUUAUUGUCACGGCGUUUCUUUAUUUUUUUUAAAAAAAAUUUUACCACCAAAUUAAGACAUCCGUCGUAGCUGAAACCUUCCAACUUUUGAGUAGUUUUAAAUACAUAAAUAUUAACACAAAUAAAACGUCGUUCGUGUCGCCCUCACAAGCUCAAGACGACCGCCGCCGGUGGUUUACUGCUCCCGCCGGGGUUUGGUAAGGAAUAAAACAAGCAGCGCUCGCUUCCAUGGGCAAGGCGGUGCACGCUGGACGGACGAGAUGAUGGCGUGAGAAGGGGGUGGGCGGAGAGAAAGGAGGCGAGGGAUAUACCAAAGCACAACUGGAGUUCACUUUUUUACCCGGUGGCCACUGGAGGGUGGGGGAGGCGUGGGUGCGACACAGGAAGCAGCCAUGCUUCGUUGGACAACGCACCUGGAGGGGGGCCCCCGCAGGGUCAACCACGCCGCCGUCGCCGUGGGGCACAAGGUUUACUCAUUUGGCGGAUACUGCUCCGGUGAAGAUUACGAGACUCUGCGGCAGAUCGACGUGCACAUCUUUAACCUGGUGUCGAUGCGGUGGAGCAAGCUGCCACCGGUGAUCGGCCCUAAGCAGAUGCCGUACAUGCGCUACGGCCACACGGCCGUGCUCGUGGAAGACGCCAUCUACGUCUGGGGCGGACGCAACGACACAGAUGGUGCCUGCAACGUGCUGUACUCCUUCGACAUCUACACCCACCGGUGGGUGCGCCCACACGUGUCCGGCCCGGUGCCCGGCGCCAGGGACGGUCACUCCGCGGCGGCUCUGCGCAAGUGCAUGUACAUCUUCGGCGGGUACGAGCAGCUGGCCGAUUGUUUUUCCAAUGACGUUCACAAAAUGGACACCACGACGAUGACCUGGACACUAAUCCACGCGCUGGGCGGCCUCCCGCGCUGGCGGGACUUUCACUCGGCCACCUUCAUCGACCAGAAGAUGUACGUGUUUGGCGGGCGGGCCGACAUGCUGGGCCCGUCGCACUCCAAUCGCGAGAUCUACUGCAACCGCAUCAAGGUGUUCGACACGGAGAAGCGCUACUGGUUUGACCCGCCCGUCAACGGCACGCCGCCCGACGGACGCAGGAGCCACUCGGCGUUUGCCUAUAAGGGAGAGCUGUACAUCUUUGGAGGGUACAACGCCUUGGUGGACAGGCACUUCGAUGACCUGUGGAAAUUCAGUCCAGAAACGAUGACCUGGCAGCGGAUGGAGGUGCGAGAGAAGGGUCCCUGCCCGCGCAGACGCCAGUGCUGCUGCCUGAUCGGAGACCAGGCCAUUCUGUUUGGCGGAACAAGUCCCUGUCCAGAGCAAGGCAUGGGGGAUGAGUUCAACUUGAUGGAUCACUCAGACCUCUACAUCCUCGACUUUGCACCAAGUUUGAAAACCCUUUGCACACUGGCGGUCGUGCAGUAUAAGUUGGAUCUGUCCAGCCUCCCUCAUGACAUCCGCCAAUCGUGCUAAUCGGAGGUGCGAGGAAGUUGGACGUGCGUGGGAAUCCGAGGUGGGAGAUUACGGCCAUGACGACCAACAGCAACAUCAGCCGGCCCAUCUUCUCGUCACACGGAUGAAUUGGAGGCACAUAUUGAGUCCUCGCUGCUCGGCGAUUGUUUGUGGAGGUUUUUAUUCUUGGACUGCGACUCGCCUGGCAUUUCGCCCCGGACAUACCAGAUGCUUUCAUCAUCGGGGUCUGGCCUGGGUCUGGCCUGGGUCUGGCCUGGGUCUGGCCUGGGUCUGGCCUGGGUCUGGCCUGGGUCUGGCCUAGGUCGGGUCGGGUCUGGCCUGGGUCGGGUCUGGCCUGGGUCGGGUCUGGCCUGGGUCGGGUCUGGCCUGGGUCGGGUCUGGCCUGGGUCGGGUCUGGCCUGGGUCGGGUCUGGCCUGGGUCAGGACAGGGUCGGUUCUGGCCUGGGUGUGUCCUCGCUUCUCGACGUGACGUCGCGUGGCCUGGAGAGAAAGAGAGCGAGCGGACUGACCACCAGCAGUUGGAUAGACAUUUCGUCUCUUCCGAGCUUCGACAUCUAACACGGAUGAUGGAACGCUUUUGCUGUCGGAGCGUGAGAAACAAUUCAAAACACACAGGGACUCGUACUCAAAGGGAAAUGAAUUAAACGUUACACAAAUCGGAAAUGUCGUAUUUUAUUUUUCAUCGCUAGUCCGAUUGCAUUAUCGUUUCCUCUUAAAAUCAGUAUUUAUAGUGAUUUAGUGUUCUUUAAGUACUGGGUAGACUAGCCUGAAUUUUAGAAAUGACAAUUGGAAGAUGUCGGGUUUUUUUGUUCCGAUGCAAACAUUUUUAACCGGGCGAGUUACGAGUGCAUUCUCUCACGUCGCGUACAGACCAUGCACACGUUAUACAUAUAUAAACACAGUGCUCUGACAAUCAGGACACACGGAGUUAUUAUAUUUUAACCGAUCACAGUGCGUUAUGUCCAUUAACUUACUGCCAUUAACAUGAAAGCAUGCAUGUAAUUUUUUGGGGAAUUGAGUUUAGACUUGAUUCUUUGGUGUACUCUUAGAACAUUCAUCAAUUUAUGUUUUUGUCAAUUUCCCUGCCAUUUUUGAAUGUCGCCUGAAAAGGAAAACGGAAAAAUGGAUUUUAAUAUUUUAAAAAGCCAUUGUUAAAAUUCCUAAAAUAACCCUACGCGUCCUGACUUUUGGGCCACUGGACACAUGCAUACACGUACAACACACACAUCUCUUGCAUGUGUGCGUGCGUGCAUACACUUGCAACACAGGGAUCUCGUGCGUGUGUGUACGCACGCACAACACAGGAUUCUCGUGCGCGCGUACAUGUACAACACAGGAAUCUCGUGCGUGUGUGUAUGCUCGUACGCUCGUCCACUUGAACUCGCGUUGCUCUCCUCUAUUAUUUUUUUAAGCCAAAUGUCGAGAAUUGCACGACGCUGUCACUUUCAGUUUUUGAACAACAGAAUGAAGCAAAGCCAAAUGACAUAUUCUUGUGCGGUGAAGUUGUUUACAGCUUGGUGCUCCAGUUAUUAAAAAAAACCUCCAGGUCUCGUAUGCGUGUUAUGUAGCGCCAUGGGGUUUGCCCGUAAUCAAGAGUUAUUUUAAUGCGUGUGCCGUGUUCAGCUUUUGCCUUUUUGAGAACUAGCCAAGAGAGCUAAGCUCGCCGUGUGUGCGUGCGUACGUGCGUGCGUACGUGCGUGCGUACGUAUGUGCGCACGCACGUACGUACGCGUGGAGGGAUGUGUGCUGCGUGUGCUGUAAAUGUGCAGGUUUGAAAUGGGAGAAUAAUGAUUAAAGUCUCCACCCGUUGGUUAA
Messenger RNA from Petromyzon marinus (sea lamprey), 3479 nucleotides. It is a transcript of the gene KLHDC3, whose product is annotated as kelch domain containing 3. Gene Ontology annotation, cellular component: cytoplasm. The record is from RefSeq and is a predicted model, not a curated record. Gene Ontology annotation, molecular function: chromatin binding; protein binding. Lineage: Eukaryota; Metazoa; Chordata; Hyperoartia; Petromyzontiformes; Petromyzontidae.